Messenger RNA from Microthlaspi erraticum, 1101 nucleotides. The record is from the annotation of a GenBank genome assembly. Lineage: Eukaryota; Viridiplantae; Streptophyta; Magnoliopsida; Brassicales; Brassicaceae.
AUGGGUGGUGUGACUUCUUCAAUGGCGGCGAAAUUGGCGUUUUUUCCGCCGAAUCCGCCGUCUUACAAGCUGGUCAGAGACGACACGACGGAGCUUCUGCUCAUGGACCCUUUUCCCCAUCGGGAAAAUGUCGACAUUUUGCGGCUGCCCACGCGCCGAGGCACCGAAAUCGUCGCCAUGUACAUCAGGUACCCUAUGGCCGUCACGACUCUUCUGUAUUCGCACGGAAAUGCUGCUGAUAUCGGUCAGAUGUAUGAGCUCUUCAUCGAGCUUAGUAUUCACCUCCGCGUCAAUUUGAUGGGGUAUGACUAUUCAGGGUAUGGCCAAUCAUCAGGGAAGCCCAGCGAACAAAAUACAUAUGCUGAUAUCGAAGCUGCUUACAAAUGUCUGGAAGAGAAUUAUGGAGCAAAGCAGGAGAACAUUAUCCUCUAUGGUCAAUCUGUUGGUAGUGGUCCAACCAUCGAUCUAGCUGCACGUUUGCCUCGACUAAGAGCUUCCAUUCUUCACAGUCCGAUUCUUUCUGGUCUUAGAGUUAUGUAUCCGGUUAAGCGAACUUAUUGGUUUGACAUAUACAAGAACAUUGAUAAGAUUCCGCUGGUGAGGUGUCCGGUCCUCGUGGUUCAUGGAACAGCGGAUGAUGUGGUUGACUUCUCGCAUGGGAAGCAGCUCUGGGAGCUCUGCCAAGAGAAAUACGAACCGUUAUGGCUCAAAGGAGGAAACCAUUGCGAUCUUGAACUCUUUCCCGAGUACAUUGGCCAUCUCAAGAAAUUCGUGUGCGCUGUAGAGAAAUCCGCAUCGAAACGAAACAGUUCUUUCUCAAGAAGAAGCAUGGAAGGGUGUGAACAACCUCCUCGGCAUAGUGUAGACGCCCCGAGGAAGAGCAAGGACGGACGAGAGAAGCCGAGGAAGAGCGUAGACAGGCUGAGGUUUCAAGGGUACAGGUUGAUGAGCCACAUAGAGAGACCUGAGAAGCUCAAGGUUCCGUUUGAGGAAAUGGAGAGGUCGAGGAGGAGUGUGGACAUAUACAGAGAUAAGUCUCAGCCGAUGGAGAGAGCACGUAAGAGCGUUGAUUGGUUGGACAGAAGUCGAGCUACUGAAUGA